AUGUCCAAGACUUGUUUACUUUGUAACACAAAAAUACGCAUGCAAAUGCAACGUAUAUACAUGAACAUGAAUGUGGCAUGCCAAUAUAAUAUUCAGCAAAAAACCUGCUACAUCAAAGUUCUAACAAUUGAACGCUGGAAUCUUUUUGCAUUCGAACCCGGAUACUGCAUCAACAAUGCCAGGCACCUUAGCCAUUACACCAUAAAUUUAAUUAGAAUUUAUUUACCAAAUGCAAAAAUCAACAGACAUAAUUUCAUUCCUCAAUAUUUUGCUAGAUCGCUCUUGAGGUAUCGCAGUGAUGAGUGCUUUUAUGUAGGCUACGUUGGAAUUGAACUAGAACUGCCCCAAUAUCGUUUCAUUUUCUUUACGACCGUUGUAAAGCGCAACAUAAAUGCUACAAAAAAUGACGUCAGCCAUAUUGAUAAAACCGUACGAGCGUCACUUUCAACGUCCCAAUUAACAUCGUCAAAGAAUCAUAAUUUCUCAGUCGUAACAUCUUCGAUCACCCACAAUUUUGAAAUAGAAUUUUCUCACAAUGAAAUUAAAUGUAAGAACAAAGUUGCAAAAUCGGCAUCUUUAUUUCCAAAUCCAACAUUAGUCGUUCUAACAUCAGGAGAGUCAUCUUCAUUGAAGUCAUCACUAUCGCAUCCAACUUCACCUCCACUGCAGUCAUCCUUUCCAGUUCAGUCACUACCGUCUCAUCAAACCUUCAUUUUACCAUUCCCAAAUAUGACUAUCCAUAGUUCAAACACAAAUUUAAUUCUAAAAAAUGCUGAUAAAAGUAAGAUUUUAGAAAAUGUUUCCCUAAACAUUUCAUCGAGUCGUAUGGAAAUCUCUGUAACAGAAAACAAGACGAAGUCGGAUAUUUUUCGCAAACACAAAAUCAACAAACGCCAGCUGAAUAAUUCUGAUGAGGUCUUGGAAGAGCCAAUCUCCACUUCGGAGUACGAAGAGAACGAUGCUGUUUACCUGAGCGACUACGACGAUGAUUUAAACGAGACCAAUCAUAUUGAAACUAUCGUUGUAUCAACUGUAUACGGACUCACAUUUUUAGCUGGAAGCGUUGGAAAUAGUUUGGUGAUCAUCUGCAUUUUGAAUUUCCGAAAGAUGAGGUCGGUGACCAAUGUGUUUCUACUGUCUCUUGCGUUUGCUGAUCUCUUACUUGUCUUCGCUUGUGUUCCUAUCAAGGUGAGUUAG
Molecule: messenger RNA, 1197 nt
Organism: Helobdella robusta
Lineage: Eukaryota; Metazoa; Annelida; Clitellata; Rhynchobdellida; Glossiphoniidae
Exons: 7
Coding region: 1-1197 (398 amino acids)
Biological process (GO): G protein-coupled receptor signaling pathway
Cellular component (GO): plasma membrane
Molecular function (GO): G protein-coupled receptor activity
Source: RefSeq, a predicted model, not a curated record